Molecule: messenger RNA, 324 nt
Organism: Rangifer tarandus platyrhynchus (Svalbard reindeer)
Lineage: Eukaryota; Metazoa; Chordata; Mammalia; Artiodactyla; Cervidae
Source: the annotation of a GenBank genome assembly
AUGUUCGCCUACGCAGUGAGGCGCGCCCUGCGCAAGAGUAAGACCCUUCGCUACGGAGUUCCCAUGUUGUUGCUGAUUGUUGGAGGUUCUUUUGGUCUUCGUGAGUUUUCUCAAAUUCGUUAUGAUGCUGUGAAGAUUAAAAUUGAUCCUGAGUUAGAAAAAAAGCUGAAAAUGAAUAAAGUGUCAUUGGAAUCAGAAUAUGAGAAAAUAAAGGAUUCCACCUUUGAUGACUGGAAAAAUAUUCGAGGACCCAGGCCUUGGGAAGAUCCUGAUCUCCUCCAAGGACGAAAUCCAGAAAUCCUUAAGACUAAUAAGACAACUUGA